Molecule: messenger RNA, 1485 nt
Organism: Fonsecaea erecta
Lineage: Eukaryota; Fungi; Ascomycota; Eurotiomycetes; Chaetothyriales; Herpotrichiellaceae
Product: NADH-ubiquinone oxidoreductase 49 kDa subunit, mitochondrial
Exons: 2
Coding region: 1-1485 (494 amino acids)
Biological process (GO): mitochondrial electron transport, NADH to ubiquinone
Molecular function (GO): quinone binding; NAD binding; NADH dehydrogenase (ubiquinone) activity
Source: RefSeq, a predicted model, not a curated record
AUGGCGGCCUCAUUUGUGCGAGCUGCGAGCCGGCACGCACACACUUCCAAACGACUUUGCCUCACUCCCGGUCUUCAACUCCCCUCGAGACAGAGACAGUCGGUCUUUCUGUCCCGUUCGAUCUCGUCGACGACUCCUCGAAGAGCAGAGGCGAGCACCACUGGGCCCAUCUCCGCUCCCAACCCCGAAACUCCCGGCGGUCCCCUGGCCACGACCAUCUCUCCCACGGAUUCUACCUUUACGAAGCACGUCCAGUCAGACUCCAACUUGAUCAACAAGACCCCCGACAGGAAUUUGGGUGAUGAGUACGAGACGAGGAAGAUCCGGCAUUAUACCGUGAACUUUGGCCCACAACAUCCCGCCGCGCACGGUGUGUUGCGUCUGAUUCUGGAGCUCAAUGGCGAAGAAAUUAUCCGGGCAGAUCCUCACGUCGGACUGCUGCAUCGUGGCACGGAAAAGUUGAUCGAGUACAAAACAUAUCUCCAGGCUCUGCCGUAUUUUGAUCGGUUCGACUAUGUUUCCAUGAUGACGAACGAGCAAUGUUUCUCCCUGGCCGUUGAGAAAUUACUCAAUAUCGACAUCCCGGAGCGAGCCAAAUACAUUCGAACCAUGUUCGGGGAAAUCACUAGGAUAUUGAACCACCUGAUGUCGAUUUUGUCGCACGCCAUGGAUGUCGGUGCUCUGACUCCAUUCUUGUGGGGGUUCGAGGAGCGGGAGAAGCUCAUGGAAUUCUACGAGCGUGUCUCAGGUGCACGGUUGCAUGCUGCAUAUGUUCGUCCUGGCGGUGUCAAAGCAGAUCUUCCCCUCGGGCUACUGGACGAUAUCUAUGCCUGGGCAACUCAGUUUGGUGAUCGUAUUGACGAGACCGAGGAACUCCUGACGGACAACCGGAUCUGGAUCGGCAGAACAAAAGGUGUUGGAGUCGUUUCCGCUGCUGACGCCCUCAACUACUCAUUCUCUGGUGUCAUGUUGCGAGGCUCCGGCGUUCCCUGGGAUAUUCGGAAGAGCCAGCCGUAUGAUGCUUACGAUAAAGUCGAAUUCGAUGUGCCAGUGGGUCAAAACGGCGACUGCUAUGAUCGAUACCUGUGCCGAAUGGAAGAGUUCCGACAGUCUUUGCGCAUCAUUCAUCAGUGCUUGAAUCAAAUGCCCCCGGGACCUGUUAAAGUGGAAGACUACAAGAUUGCACCACCUCCGCGUGCAGCCAUGAAGGAGAAUAUGGAAGCUCUCAUCCACCACUUUUUGCUCUUCACCAAGGGCUACACUGUUCCUCCGGGGGAUACUUACAGCGCUAUUGAGGCUCCCAAGGGCGAAAUGGGUGUCUACCUCGUCAGCGACGGCAGCGAACGUCCUUAUCGAUGCAAGGUUCGGGCCCCUGGAUUCGCCCACUUGGGCUGUUUCGAUCAGAUCAGUCGUGGCCAUCUGCUCGCGGAUGCGGUAGCCAUUAUCGGCACGAUGGAUCUUGUAUUCGGCGAGGUGGACAGGUAG